Solea senegalensis (Senegalese sole) is the source of this 4593-nucleotide messenger RNA. It is a transcript of the gene adgrg2a, whose product is annotated as adhesion G protein-coupled receptor G2a. Gene Ontology annotation, cellular component: membrane. The record is from RefSeq and is a predicted model, not a curated record. Gene Ontology annotation, molecular function: G protein-coupled receptor activity. Gene Ontology annotation, biological process: adenylate cyclase-activating G protein-coupled receptor signaling pathway; cell surface receptor signaling pathway. Bases 198 to 4472 code for a protein of 1424 amino acids. Lineage: Eukaryota; Metazoa; Chordata; Actinopteri; Pleuronectiformes; Soleidae. The transcript is spliced from 16 exons.
CCAACAAUUACACAACAGCCACAAACAAUUACACAACAGCCUCUCCCAAUUACACAACAGGGAGCAACACAACUACAGCAAUAAGCAAUUACACAACAGCUUCUCCCAGUUACACAACAGGAAUCAACACAACUGCAGCAACCAGCAAUUACACAACAGCAUCUCCCAAUUACACAACAGGGAACAACACAACUGCAAUGACCAACAAUUAUACAACAGCUUCUCCAAAUUACAAAACAGGGAACAACACUAAUUCAGCCACAAACAAUUCAACAACAGCCUUUCCCAAUUACACAACAGAGAACAACACAACUGCUGCCACCAGCAAUUACACAACAGCCCCUCCCAAUUACACAACAUAUAAUAACACAACUGCACCCACGAACAAUUACACUACAGCCUCCAACAGGAACACAACAAGACAAAAUGCAAUUACAGCUUCUAACAAUCACACCACUGGAUAUAAUGCACCCACAAUUACUAAUAAUAACACAAUUGCCACAAAUAAUUCAACAACAGCCUUUCCCAAUUACACAACAGAAAACAACACCACUGCAGCCACCAACAAUUACACUACAGCCACAAACAAUUACACAACAGGGAGCAACACAACUGCAGUAAUAAGCAAUUACACAACAGACUCUCCCAAUUACACAACAGGAGUCAACACAUCUGCAGCAACCAACAAUUACACAACAGCCUCUCCCAAUUACACAACAGGGAACAACACAACUGCAGCAACCAGCAAUUACACAACAGCAUCUCCCAAUUACACAACGGGGAACAACACAACUGCAAUGAUCAACAAUUAUACAACAGCCUCUCCCAAUUACACAACAGGAAUCAACACAACUGCAGCAACCAGCAAUUACACAUCAGCCUCUCCCUAUUUCACAACAGGGAGCAACACAACAACUGCCACUAACAACUACACUACAGUCACACACAAUUACACAACAGCGUCUCCCAAUUUCACAACAGGGAACAACACAACUGCAGCCACCAACAAUUACACAACAGCCUCCCCCAAUUACACAAGUGGAAACAACACAACUGCAGCCACCAACAUUAACCCAACAGCCUCUCCCAAUUACACAACAGUGAACCACACAACUGCUGACACCAAUAGUUACACAACAGCUUAUCCCAAUUACACAACAGAGAACAACACAACUGCAGCCACCAACAAUUACACAACAGCCUCCCCCAACUACACAACAGUGAACCACACAACUGCUGACACCAAUAGUUACACAACAGCUUAUCCCAAUUACACAACAGAGAACAACACAACUGCAGCCUCCAGAAAUUACACAACAGCCUCUCCCACUUACAUAACAAAAAACAAUGUAACUACAGCCAGUCAAAAUUACACAGAAUAUAAUACACCCAUAGUCACCAACAAUUACACAGCCACUUCUGCCAAUUACAUAACAAACAACAACGUGACUACAACUGCCAAUAAUUUCACAACAGAGAACAACACAACUGCAGUCACCAACAAUUCCACAACAACCACAAACAAUUCCACAACAGCCCCUCCCACUUACAUGACAGAUUACAAUGUAACUACAGCCACUACAAAUUACACCACAACAUCUACCAAUUACAUAACAAACAACAAUGUGACUACAGCUGCCAACAAUUACACAACACCCUCUUACAGUAACUCAACAGGAUAUAAUAUACCCACAGUCACCAGUAAUUACACAACAGCCACAAAUAAUUACACGGCCACUUCAGCCAAUUACAUAACAGCGAACAAUGUAACUGCAGCCACCAACAGGAACACAACAGUCACAAAUAAUUACACAACAGCUACAAACAACUACACAUCAGUCUCUCCCAAUUACACAACAGUGAACAAUGUAACUACAGUUUCUAGCAACCACACAAUGGUUGAGAAUACGACAAUUACAGUAACUGCUGCAUCCACCAGGACAACACAACAGAACACAACAGCUCUUUACAAAAACACAACUGUGUCUACUACUACUACUGUCUCUUGGGCCAAUGUAACUGUAAAUAAUGCAACAACAUACAUGACUUCUUUUGGCAACAACACCACAAAACCAACAACAGCCCCGCUAAACAACCAAACCACAAAUCACACUACUCCUAGUGGGACCCACAGUGCCACAACAUCCACCAACAAUGACACCAGUGCCUCCACAGCUGCCAGUGGCAAUGUAACAUCUGGAGUCAGCUUCAACCAGAGUACAACCACAAGCAGAUUAUCCACCAACUCCACACUUACGACUACCGACCCGAGAGUUAAUUUUACAUCUACAGCCGCUAAUGCUUCUGCUACAACCGCAACCACCACUAUUACCACUACUACAAUGGUAGGACCUGAUAUGAACACCACUACUGCUGAGGUGUCCGCAACAUCUACAACAACUGGCACAACUGCUACCACCACCAGGACAACUGCAACCAGGUCUCCUGAGGCAUCCACAACAUCUACCAUCACUACGAAAACCACAGCAACAACAGUGAUCGGCACAGGGACUUCUGUUACAACAGUUGCAGGGACAACUUUAUCCCAAGAGGAACUAGAAACGCUAGCAGAUGAGCUGCUGGACCAAACACAGGACGUGUCACAGCUGACAUCCACUCGGGUGGCGGAUUUGGUUUGGGAUUUGGAGAAGCUAAUAGAUGGCCCCACUAUCUCUCAGUCAGUGGGACAAAAAGUCCUCAACAUUAUCAGCAACCUAUUGGAAGGAGACCCAGCAGUUCUUUCUUCCUUUGCUAACAGAUUGAUUGAAAUAGUGGAUAUUGUGGGUGUGAAGCUGGUUGUGUCUGGAGCCAAAGCCUCUGGAGUCAGAGCAUCUGGAGACAGAGUGGUCCUCUCUACAGAGUCACUGGUUCUGGCCGUCAUGACAGUGGACAAUACCAAUUUUCCAGCAACAUCUGUCGACAUCUUCGACACCGAUAAUGUCCAGCUCCAUGAUCACAGCAGGAGCCGGGUAAAGAGGUCAGAUUCUCCUGCUCUGGGGUCCGUGUUCUUGCCGUCCACCCUUACCUCAGGUCUUAGUCCUGAGCAGCAAAAAAAGGCCAGCAGGGUCCAGUUCACUUUCUACACCAAAAAUACCCUUUUCCAGGAUGAAUCGCUGGAGAACACGACCCUUGUCGGUCCAGUUCUGGGCUCCAGUGUCUACAAUUUGUCGAUAAGCAACUUGUCUGAGGACGUACAGUUUACCAUCCGGAACAUCGACCCAGUACCGGAAAACUACUCGGCCUCCUGCGUGUUUUGGGACUUCUCUCUGAACGGUGACAAAGGAGGCUGGAGCGCCGCCGGGUGUUUUGUUAUCAGCGCCACAGAGGAGGAAACCGUCUGCAGCUGCAACCACCUGACUUCAUUUGCAAUAUUGCUGGAUUUACCCAGAGAAGGAAUCCUUAGCCGCGAGCAUGCACAAAUCCUCACUUUCAUCACCUACAUCGGUUGUGGAAUCUCCGCCAUUUUUCUCGCCUUCACUUUGCUGACGUACCUUCUAUUUGAUAAAUUGCUCCGAGACAUUCCGUCCAAGAUCCUGGUCCAGCUCUGCAUGUCCCACUUACUCCUCAACCUCGUCUUCCUACUGGACGGCUGGCUGGCGCUGUACCCGGCAGUCGGGCUGUGCAUAAGCACCGCCUUCUUUCUGCACUACUUCCUGCUGACGACGUUCACCUGGACGGGACUGGAGGCGGUGCACAUGUACCUGACCAUCGUCCAAGUCUUCACACCUUACAUGAGCAGAUACAUGCUCAAGUUCUCGCUGAUGGGCUGGGGUAUUCCUCUCCUCAUUGUGAUCAUCAUAAUAGCCGUUAAUAAAGACAACUACGGUGUGGUCACAUAUGGACGAUACACAGAUGGCACCUCAGAUGACUUCUGCUGGCUGCGCAACGACAUCGCCUUCUAUGUGGGCGUGGUGGCGUACUUCCUCCUGAUCUUUGUCGUGUGCUUCGUGGUCUUCGUCGUCGUCAUGGUCCAGUUGCACCGAGUCAAGAGGCAGAACCCUCACAACCAGCCGGCGAACCGGGGUCUGCUGGCCGACGUGCGCAGCGUCACCGGCCUCGUGGUUCUGCUCGGCCUCACGUGGGGCUUCGCCCUCUUCGCCUGGGGACCCGCCUACAUCGCCUUCGUUUACCUCUUCACCAUUUUCAACUCUUUUCAAGGUUUCCUGAUCUUUGUCUUCCACUGUGCGAUGAAGGAGACGGUGCGCAGGCAGUGGAGGACUUACCUCUGCUGUGGGAGACUGCGAUUGGCUGAAAACUCAGACUGGAGUCGAACGGCCACGCAAAACAACAGGAACACGUCUCUGAACACGGGGAUCACCUCAGCUGCUUUCUCCACCUCUCGAAGCUCCUCCGUCACCACCAACUCCAGUGGCUCAGUGUUUGCAGACAGCGGCAUCUCCGUGGGCUCCAAUAGCGACGUCGUCCAUAACGAGCUCCACAGACGGACUCUGUCAGAGGAGAGCGAGGAGUGACGGCCGUGUCAAGAUGUUUCGCUCGUAAUGACCAUAAUUAUCCAACCGCUCACUGAGCCGAGAGGACACAGAGACGAGAGGUCUCUAACCCCAACGACACCAGGAGGAAAAAAAAAAAUAA